CUUGAAAACAUUUUUUAUCACGGACGCUGUUUUUUACGUUGUUUACGCUUUUUAUUCUAUCUUCCAUGGCGGGUGGACCUGUUGUGUUGUUUACCUCUAACGUUUGUUGAUGUUGGUGUUCUUCUCAACGCGCGUCGGUUCCUUAAUUCUCAAGGUUUUUAGAAUAUUAUUCACAUCCCUUAGUGAAUUCUAACAUUGUUGCGGUGUUAACUUUAUUUUUACGCGCAUAAAGAUCAAAUAAGAAAUCUAACGUGUGUACCGACACCUCAAUCGUCAGUUUUUUGUUAAUGAUUUUUUAACCGAACUCGUGGUUGCUCCGGUUCGAUCACACGAAGUGUAGUCUUGACGGUUUAUCGUGUUUUACAGUUUCGCAAAUUAUCGAUAAUAUUUAGGUACCUUUGUACGCUACCUAUUUUAUGUCGAUAUCGUGAAAAACGUACGGGUGUAUAUUGUGUGUGUGUUCCACUUCCAAUACGCCGCUACAAAUCGUCUUGUUGUUUUAUCAUUUAGCUGGUUAUUCUACAUAUUAAAAUAACCAUGGAAGAAAACAAUUCUAAAUCUAUUGAGAAUGAAGUUUCAAAAAUAAACACUGAAGAAGUUAACUCUGAAAAAGUUAACAUUGAAGAAAUUAACAUUUCAGAAUAUAAUGGUAUAGAAGAAAUGCAAAAAAAUCAAGAUUGUCUAUUGGAAAAAAAACAAUUUUUACCAUAUGGUGUUGGACCAGUUGUUGAUUGUGAAAUUGAUGAUGAUAGUGAUGAACCUGAUUAUAUAAGAUAUGUAAGCAGACCAAAAACAUUUAAAAUUCGCACAAGAAAACUAAAAACUCGACCAAAAAAAACAAGAUUUUUGCCAUAUGGUGUUGGACCAGUUGUUGAUUGUGAAAUUGAUGAUGAUAGUGAUGAACCCGAUUAUUUAAGUUAUGCUAGAAUACCAAGAUUUAACCGCAUGAAAAUUACCAGUACCUCUACAUCAAAAGAAGAUGCAGUACCAUAAAAACAAUUUGUAAAACCAUAACUUUUUAAUCAAACUUUGUAUUAAUUAUCCUAUUUUUUUUAAAAUGUAUAAUAUGUCUAAAAUACCAUUUUUAUUAUAUAUUUUUGUUGAGGUAUUUUUUACUUAUUUUGUUAGUAUUAAGUUAAGACUGUAGAUUUUUCAAUAAAAUCUAAAUUCUAUGUAAAAAAACUAUAAAUUCAGUCUUAUGUUGUAAUCUGCUUUCUAUUAAUCUUAUCAUAAUGGACGAGCCACACAAUUUCUGCCUUGGAUGAUUAACAAUAACUCAUUUUGUGGCUUUUUGGAAUUAUAUAUUUUAAGGUUUCUACGUCUACUAGUGGCAGACCGAACGACACAAUUUUGACGUAGCUGUGUCAACUUUUCUAUGAAGAUAGUACCAAUUCGUGCUAGUAUCGUCAAAUAACAUGCUAAAGCCCGAC
Aphis gossypii (cotton aphid) is the source of this 1430-nucleotide messenger RNA. RefSeq lists its product as uncharacterized. The transcript has 7 exons. NCBI's taxonomy places the organism in Eukaryota, Metazoa, Arthropoda, Insecta, Hemiptera, Aphididae. The record is from RefSeq and is a predicted model, not a curated record. Bases 538 to 993 code for a protein of 151 amino acids.